AUGGUGUCCUUCUCCUGCGAGGGCUGUGGAGACGUCCUCACAAAGAAGAAGCUUGACGGGCAUCGUAACCAAUGCUAUGGCGCUUCCUUUACCUGCCUCGACUGCAUGGUCCACUUCCCAGGAACCUCGUACAAAUCUCAUACGGCCUGCAUAACCGAAGACCAAAAGUACCAGGGCAAACUCUACAAAGAGAAGAAGAAGGGCCCGCAACAGAAGAGAGACAGCGCCUACCACGACAACUCUCAAGUCCUUACUCCUCACAACGCAUCCGUCGAAGAAGCGCGCGAUGAUGACAACGCCGUCGCAGUCGUGGAUGCCCCGCCUCGUGCGCCCACUCCUCCGCCAGCGGCGCACUCUCUAGGCUAUCACCAGCAAGAGGCUAUUGAGGCUCCUAAUGUCUUCGAUUUCCUUGACCCCUCGUCGACACCCAAUGUUCCGAGAACGAGCGCGCCCAUCAACGAAGCGCGCAUGCUUGAAGAUAGUCAGCCACCUGCAUACGAGGAGCAGUACAUGCCUACAAUCGCCGACGUCAUGAAGUUCCAGGUACCUGACGACGACGAGUCCUUUGCACAAAACGGCUUCUCGUACGGGAACGAGCAAGUUCGUCCUUCCAAUGAGCGCUACGACUCAUACACUCCCCCUGCCUCCAAGCCAAAGCACUCGGAAAACAAGUCGCGCGACACGGAUGUUGAAACUACGUCGAAGAAAACCGAUCGCAAGCGCAAGCGCAAUUCGCCCAGUGAACUCGAUAUGUCGCUGGUCCGCGCCCAGGAGGAAAGAGACACUAUGAUGGCAGAUGCGCCCGCCACGCUUCACUCUGGUCUCACUGGAGGGCUGAACAGACUGCUUGCCCGACCUGAGUUCCCACCUUCGCCGGAUGACUCUGGUGACUAUGUCAACUCGCCUCUGAGCCCCAUGAAACGCGCCAAGCAGGGUAACUCGAAGGCUCUUAUGCGCGCGCAGCGAGAAUACGAGGCGGAGCAAGCUAAGCAGCGCAAGGCUGACACCAAGGCUCGUGAGCAAGCAGAGAAGAAGGAGAAGGACAGGGGCCGCGAUAAGGAGCGCAAAGAGCGUAAGGCUAGCACUGCUCUCGUCAAGAUCAGGCCCAAGAAGAAGCGCGAGGAUUCUACAACUGAGGUUCGCCGAGUCCGCCGUCGGCAAUACUCGUCUUCUGUGUCGCCACCACCGCGCGAGAGCAAAGCGGUCAAGGCCAUUGAGUACCAUCGUUCGGCAACAAACUCUCCGGAGCCAGAUGGCCAAGGCCAGCUGAUUGUGCGGCCUACUGGAGACGUUGCACCUAUCUCCUCGCCUGCAGGACUGUUCAUGUCCUUCAUCACCAAGGGCCCAGACUCCGAGCGCGGCAUGAGUGUCAACAAGGCUCUAAAACGGUAUCAUCGCGAGCGUCACGAGCACCAUGCCCGCGCGCCCUCCAAGGCUGACGACGAGAAAGAGCUCUGGAAGGAUCUACGUCUCCGAAGAAAUGAUAGGGGCGAGAUUGUUCUAUUCUAUGCUCCUAACGAGGCUUCGUGA
Molecule: messenger RNA, 1530 nt
Organism: Alternaria arborescens
Lineage: Eukaryota; Fungi; Ascomycota; Dothideomycetes; Pleosporales; Pleosporaceae
Exons: 3
Coding region: 1-1530 (509 amino acids)
Biological process (GO): negative regulation of transcription by RNA polymerase II; rRNA processing
Cellular component (GO): nucleolus
Molecular function (GO): DNA binding
Source: RefSeq, a predicted model, not a curated record